AUGCCGCCUCGAUUAAGUUCACAAUUGAGUUGUUAUCUUUACCCACAGCUAGACCCUGGAGUCAAGACGGUCCGUCUCCUCGAGCUCUUGCCAGCGGACUUCUCCGUGCUGCCCAUACACUGUCAGCUUGUCGAGAGAAAGCUCUCUCCUUCCCUGUCCUACAAAGCACUGUCUUACGCAUGGAAGAACGAAGACGUCGCUCCAGAUGAGGCUAUAUACUGCAACUCGAAGCCUAUCUACAUAAGUGCAAACCUUCAUGCUGCUCUGCGGCGAUUCAGGCAGCCCGACGAGGUGGUCAGCCUCUGGGUCGAUGCUGUAUGCAUCAACCAGCAAGAUGAUGCUGAACGCGCCUAUCAAGUGGGCAUGAUGCGGGACAUAUACCAAUUUAGCAGUGAGGUUCUGAUCUGGCUUGGUGAAAGCGGGCCCGACGAUGACAUGGGUGACUGGAUCUGGGAGAAUGUUGGCACCGUGGGUGAUGAUGUGCGCGGCACGCACGACAAUCCAAAUGUCGUGCAGUGGUUCGGCAAUAAAGAUGAUAUUCCAAAAUUGAAGGCAUACUUUUCUGCGACUUCGGAAGAUAGGGCAUUGAGGUUCGAUGACAAUAGGUGCGAUAUCUUUGGCACAUUCUGUGUCUUCCAGCUUCUCGCGAGCGGGGUCCCAGUCGACAAAAUCUGGCAUUUGCGACACGUGAGCUAUUCGACGAGCAUCAUAAAUGGGCUCAAUGCGAUCAUGAAGAAGGCAUGGUGGCGGAGGAUAUGGGUGGUACAGGAAACGGUCGUGGCUAAGAGCCCGAUGGUUUACUAUGGCAAUGUAUGUAUGCCUUUGAUGUGUGCGCCAUGGCGAAUGUUUGCCCUGGCGGCCGUCGAAUACGACACAAGCCGGGUCAAGGAUAACGUAGAUGGCCUCUUCUCGCUACUUAAAAGUGGACAAAGCCUAAUGCAAUUUACCCGCGUCAUCAUGGAAAUUGAAUCGACGCGUCGCACUUGGCAGAAGUUUGAGCCUUUGGUUCCACUUACGGUGCUUAGAAAAUUCCGUUCUCGAUUGGCUACCGACCCUAGAGAUAAGGUCUUCGCAGUCUUGGGGCUGAUCAGGCGAUGGGGUCUUGAGAAGUCUGGUCAAGCGACGGUGGGAAUCACUCCGGAUUACGCCCUUCGAGACUACCAGAUAUUUUUCAGGACUACGUGGCUACUAAUAAAGAACACGCGAUCGCUGGCACCCCUAGCAGGUACUCUAGGGAGUGAUGGCCGAUCCGAGAUGCCUUCAUGGGUUACAGACUGGAACUGCUCCCCCUCUAUUAACGAACAUAUCAGACUUGGUAACAUUCAGCUGUACAGCGCAGCCGAUUACCUUUGCGGCAGUGUUGCGCUCCAUGGACAAUCGAUCCUAGAAGUUCAGGGAUAUCUACUAGAUAAAGUUGAUCACGUUGGACGGGUACUUCAGAACAACCAAGGGAGAAACAGAACCCGGCUUACUGUCCUUGAAUGGCAGAAAGCUCUGCCGACGUUAACGGGGAUUGUAUCGGGCGGUUAUAUCGCGGGCGGAUCCUUAUAUGCUGCGUUUUGGCGUACACUUUGCUCGGAUCUGGAAUUCGUACAGUAUGCUGACAGGUCAGAGUACGUGCGAGAAUUCCGCAGGCUUCCGGGGCAGAUGGUCAGAAACGAAGCUUUCGAACAUUGGCUUACGGUCGACGAAAGUUCCCGCAGGCGGACAUCUUUGAUCGGGGGCAUAUGGGUUGAGCCAACGAACAGUGAGAUGGAGACACAAAGCAAGAACGCAUUUCAGUAUUUGCUGGAAUGCGCCUCCGGAGGGAGGCGGUUCUUCAGAACGCGAAGCGGCUACAUAGGGACAGGCCCACCUGAUAUGAAAGUAGGGGAUUCGGUGGCAGUGCUGCUGGGCAGUCAGGUGCCUUUCAUUCUUCGCGAGGAUGGCCGCCCGAGGCGGUGUUCCGGUCACGAUAUAGAUGUUCUGUUCAGUGAACGGGCCUCAUAUAAAGCUGGGAAAGGGGCCAAGGCGGAAGGUGUGGAAAGAUUCCAAUGCUACGUCACGCAUCGACACUGUCACCGUGUUGUGGGAGAUGCUUAUGUCCACGGUAUGAUGAGAGGAGAUGCGAGGGGCGCCAAUCAGUGGAACGAUGCACCGAUAUUUCUUGUAUAA
Xylaria bambusicola is the source of this 2154-nucleotide messenger RNA. Its product is annotated as heterokaryon incompatibility protein-domain-containing protein. The coding region runs from base 1 to 2154 and encodes 717 amino acids. The record is from RefSeq and is a predicted model, not a curated record. The transcript has 4 exons. NCBI's taxonomy places the organism in Eukaryota, Fungi, Ascomycota, Sordariomycetes, Xylariales, Xylariaceae.